AUGACUGUCGCGCCUACCACCGGCUACGUGGGCAGCCUCACCCCCAAAGAGGAGGCCUCCCUGCGCGAGAUGUGGACGCUGCUCUUCACAACCGUCACCUCGCUGCUCUCGUCCGUAUACGAAGUGAAACUCCCGGAGAGCUCGCCAAACGACAUCUUCAAGCUGCUCGACAAAAUCACCGAGCCCUCCAUCGACGGCAUCCUAGCCGUGCUGAAGAACCCCCCAGCCGCCAACGGCGAAACCGCCUCAGAACCCACCCCCGACGCCCCCAACGGCACCACAAUCGAACACUCCCUCGACAAGAUGAAGGACCUCGCAUCCAAAGCCAACGGCAGGGAAAUCCUCGACCAGCUGUCCAAGACAAAACUCACCCGGCCACAGCUGACCAACUUCAUGACACACCUCCGCCAGGCCCACGUCAACGAGACAGAAGUCAAAGCCAUGGAAAAGAUCCUCCUCGCCAUGUCGCCAGGCGAGAUGAUCUUCACCCUCCUGAAGCUCGUGAAACAGGAACACCCAGACACACUCCUCCUGCGCUUCCUGCGGGCGCGCAAGUGGGACGUCCCCAAGGCCUUUGGCAUGAUGGCGAACGCCAUCCUCUGGCGCCAGAAGCUGCAAGUCGACGACGACAUCGUGCCCAAGGGCGAGCUGCACGCUUGGGAGAAGUCGCGCGAUAAGAAGCUGAGCACCGCCGAGCAGAAGGAGGGCAAGGACUUUAUUUCGCAGCUGGAGAUGGGCAAGAGCUACCUGCACGGUCUGGACCGGGAUGGGCGGCCUGUGAACGUGGUGCGCGUGCGGCUGCAUAAACCGGGGGCGCAGAGCCAGGAGGCCCUGGAGCGGUAUAUCGUGCAUGUUAUUGAGUCGACGAGGAUUCUGGUUGCGCCGCCGGUUGAGACGGGGACGAUUCUGUUCGACAUGACUGGGUUUGGAUUGGGGAAUAUGGAAUACUCCCCCGUCAAGUUCAUCAUCCAGUGCUUCGAGGCCAACUACCCUGAAUCGCUGGGCCGUCUGCUCAUUCACAACGCCCCGUGGAUCUUCUCAGGAAUCUGGAAAAUCAUCCACGGCUGGAUGGACCCCGUCGUCGCCUCAAAGGUCCAAUUCACCAAAAACAUCAACGACCUCGACAAGUUCAUCCCGCGCGCGCACAUCCCCAAGGAGCUCGGCGGCGACCAGGAGUUCGAGUACAAAUACAUCGAGCCCGCCGCUGACGAGAACGCGGCCAUGCAGGAUAAAGAGAAGGGCGACGCCGUGAUGAUCGAGCGCAUGAUGAUCGGGCUGCAGCUUGUCGCUACGACGGCGGCGUGGGUUUCAGCUGCGGAUUCGGCGAAAAGUCAGGAGGAGAAGGAGGCCGUGGAGAUAUUGAAGAAGCGCAGGGAUACGGUGAUUGAAGAGUUUAGAACCAAUUAUUGGAAGUUGGAUCCGUACGUGCGGGCGAGGGCGCUGGUUGACCGCACGGGGGCGUUGUCUCCGGAUGGUACUGUGAAUAGUUUUUAG
This is a messenger RNA of Aspergillus puulaauensis, 1494 nucleotides long. Its product is annotated as CRAL-TRIO domain-containing protein. The record is from RefSeq and is a predicted model, not a curated record. The transcript is spliced from 3 exons. Lineage: Eukaryota; Fungi; Ascomycota; Eurotiomycetes; Eurotiales; Aspergillaceae. Bases 1 to 1494 code for a protein of 497 amino acids.